This is a messenger RNA of Neltuma alba, 1342 nucleotides long. Its product is annotated as GDSL esterase/lipase At1g71250-like. Lineage: Eukaryota; Viridiplantae; Streptophyta; Magnoliopsida; Fabales; Fabaceae. The record is from RefSeq and is a predicted model, not a curated record. The transcript is spliced from 3 exons. Gene Ontology annotation, molecular function: hydrolase activity, acting on ester bonds. Bases 1 to 1128 code for a protein of 375 amino acids.
AUGAGAUGGUUUGUGAUUCCUUCUCUUCUCCCUGCCAUCGUUCUGUUGAUCAAUUCACUUAGCCUACCAGUUCACGGCCGAUUCCCAGAGACAACUACCAGUUCGAGAAUCGGCUCGAAUAUCUCGGCAUUGUAUGUGUUGGGUGAUUCUUCUGUUGAUUGCGGAAACAACACUUUGUUCUAUCCCCUGCUUCAUUCUCGUUUCUCUCUUUAUCCCUGUGAUGGCUCCGAUGCCUCUCUUCUUCCUCAAUUACUCGGGGAAAAAAUGGGAUUGCCAUUAAUCCGUCCGUUUUAUACUCAAAAUGGGUCUCUGAAUGAGGUUAUUAGAGGCCUCAACUUUGGGUCGACACAGGCAACAAUCAUGAGCAGAAGGGGCAGACAGAGCCACCAGUCUCUCACUCAACAACUCCGUCAAGUUUCUGAGACUUUACAGCUCUUGCAGCUUCAUCUUAGAGAGGACACUGCUCUUCAAUUCACAAAGUCUUCCAUCUUCAUCCUCUCUUUUGGAAAAGAAGAUUAUACUGAUCUCCUCCUCCGUAACAUCUCCAGCAAAACGUUAGAUUACGAUGUCCACGACUUUGCCACCAUUUUGGUCAAUCAAGUGACGAGUGCUAUGAGAUAUCUUUAUGACGUAAAUGCAAGGAAGAUCAUAUGCUUGGGAAUAUUACCUUUGGGAUUCACCCCACGUGUGGCCUGGACCUGUAAUAAGGCAUCAUCAGCACGAGAUGAUGAUCAUGGCAAGGGUUGUGUGGAUUAUGCCAAUAAGUUGGUCUUGGAAUACAACGAAUUGCUUGCUAAGCAUACAGAGGAGCUUAAUAAGGAGUUAACUGAUGCCCAGAUUGUGUUCUGUGACGUAUACAAAGGACUGAUGGAGAUCAUGAGCAAGCGAAAUCUUUAUGGUUUUGAGGACACAAAUAGUGCAUGUUGUGGGCUUGGCUUGUACAAUGCUACGGUUGGGUGUAUCUCCAUGGACACAGCCUGUGACCAAGCUUCAAAACAUGUUUGGUGGGACUUGCUCAGCCCCACAUCUGCCGUGAACUCCAUCCUGGCUAAUGCAGCCUGGUCUGGCCGACCCUUCUCUGGCCUUUGCCACCCUAUCACUAUCCAUGAACUAGUCACCAAGGUCUAAAGCAUCUUGCUAGAGAAAUCAGAGCAUAUCCAUUUCCAUUAUUGUAAUGUGAAUAUAAAUUUUGAAUGAGUAGAUCUUAUCUUCCCAUCCCCUCUUUUUUAUCUUUUCUAAACUAACCUUAAAAUUUCCUUUUCAGAUUGUUAUUUGCAUGCAGUUUUUAUGUUGCAGAACAUUUUCAAAUUUAGCCUCCCUUACGACAAUGGAAGCCCUUUAA